AUGGCUACGAAACAAGCUCAAAAGAGGCUAACUAAGGAGUAUAAGAUGAUGGUGGAGAACCCACCACCAUUUAUUAUUGCUAGACCGAAUGAGGAGAAUAUACUGGAGUGGCACUAUGUCAUCAGUGGUCCUCCAGACACACCAUAUGACGGUGGGCAGUACCACGGGACUUUGACCUUCCCAUCGGACUACCCAUACAAGCCACCUGCUAUCAGAAUGAUUACUCCAAAUGGUAGGUUUAAAGAAAAUACGCGGUUGUGUUUAUCUAUGAGUGAUUACCACCCGGAUACGUGGAAUCCCGGCUGGUCUGUGGCUACAAUCCUUAACGGACUGCUGAGUUUCAUGACCGGUGAUGAGAGUACCACCGGCUCUAUUACGACCACUCAACAAGAGAAGAAGAUUUUAGCCAAAAAAUCCAUGUACUACAACACUUUUAACAGCACUAGGUUCAAGCUGGUAUUUCCAGAAAUUGUAGAAAAGAAUAUAACAGAAUUACAAAGGAGGAAGCAAGAGGAGAAAGACAUGUCGAUGUUCGAAAAAAAGGAAGAUCCCUUGGUGAAGGCAGCACGAGAGAAGGCUAUAGAGGUCAAAGAUAUAGUUAACCCAGAAGAUAGAAUCAGAGCUGAACAAGCUUUGAAAGAACUUGAAAAACAGCAUAAUGAUAAGCCAAACGGCUCAUCUUCUAUGUUUUAUAUUGGUGUUGCAUUGUUUUUGUUUUUAGUUGGACUUUUCAUGAAAUAA
Molecule: messenger RNA, 741 nt
Organism: Nakaseomyces glabratus
Lineage: Eukaryota; Fungi; Ascomycota; Saccharomycetes; Saccharomycetales; Saccharomycetaceae
Gene: UBC6
Product: E2 ubiquitin-conjugating protein UBC6
Source: RefSeq, a predicted model, not a curated record